This is a messenger RNA of Drosophila bipectinata, 1630 nucleotides long. Its product is annotated as tRNA modification GTPase GTPBP3, mitochondrial. The record is from RefSeq and is a predicted model, not a curated record. Lineage: Eukaryota; Metazoa; Arthropoda; Insecta; Diptera; Drosophilidae. Gene Ontology annotation, biological process: tRNA methylation; tRNA wobble uridine modification. Gene Ontology annotation, cellular component: cytoplasm; mitochondrion. Gene Ontology annotation, molecular function: protein binding; GTP binding; GTPase activity.
AAGUUAUCGGUUUUUAGCUAAUCAAGCGUUCGCGGUUUGUUUUCCAUUGUUCUUGAGUAUGGCGCUCCUAAGAAAUGCUGCUCAAGGAUUUCGGAGCAGCUUCCACCGCUUUGCCAGCAGUGGGUGCACCAUCUACAGCCUGAGUUCCGGUAACGUCAAGUGCGGCGUCUCUGUUAUCCGAGUAUCCGGGCCACAAACAAAAAAGGCUCUCCGGGCUAUUGUUGGAAACAAAGAAUAUGAACCAAAGGCCCGACAAGCAUACUUAAAAUCAUUUUUUCAUCCAGCUAGUAAAGAGAUGAUCGAUCGCGGUCUUCUGCUCUGGUUUCCUGGACCUGCUUCUUUUACCGGAGAGGAUUCCUGUGAGUUUCAGGUACACGGAUCGCUGGCCGUAAUUGCUGCAAUGCUUGAUGCCCUGGGAAAAGUGGAUGGUCUGAGACCAGCGGAACCAGGAGAGUUUACGAAAAGAGCGUUUUUCGGUGGUAAAUUGGAUCUAACUGAAGUGGAGGGACUCGCCGAUCUUAUACAUGCUGAAACGGAGGCGCAAAGAAAGCAGGCACUGCUGCAGAGUACAGGAGCACUGGGUCGAUUAUACGACAACUGGCGCCGGAGACUCAUCCGAUGUGCAGCUCAUCUGGAGGCCUACAUUGACUUUGCCGAAGAGGAACAGAUCGAAGGUGGGGUCAUCUUACAACUGACAAAGGAACUAAACGCUAUCAAGCGCGAGAUUAGGGAGCACCUUAGCGAUCAGCGGCAGGGAGAGCUGCUCCGUGAUGGAGUCCGAACUGUUAUUAUUGGAGCCCCCAAUGUGGGCAAAAGCAGUUUGCUUAACCUUCUCUGCCAGCGAUCUGUUUCGAUAGUCACAGAUCAAGCUGGAACUACACGAGAUAUAAUAGAAACCAUGCACAAUUUCGGUGGAUACCCCGUAGUUUUCUCCGAUACGGCCGGACUGCGGAGAAACACAACGGAUACCAUUGAGCAAGAGGGAAUACAGAGAGCUAAAGACUGCCUAGCCCAAUCCGAUAUGGUACUACUUAUGACGGAUGCCAAAGCAAUAAGGGAAAUAAAUCAUGAAGAUUCAGUCUCACAAUUUGUGGAUAACUAUCUUAAGGAACUGGACAUUCCUUUGGAUCUGUGCAAUGGUAAGCGACUGCAGCUGGUGGCCAACAAAACAGACACUCUGUCAUCGACAGAGAUCCAACAGCUGGAAAAGCUUUCUAAUGUCCUCGCCAUUUCGUGCCAUAAGCCCGAUAACAUAUCUGGGUUUCUGGGCAACUUGGAAAAACAUCUGCAAGAACUUUGCGGAGAACCGAGAGCGGAGAGUCCCCGCAUAACGAACACCCGGUACAGGCAGCAACUGGAGCGGUGCAUUGAGCACAUCGACGUCUUUCUGCGAGAUUACAACCCCGACCGAUACCCGGACAUGGCCAUUGCGGCCGCAAAGCUGCGUAAUUCCGUACGCUGCAUCGAACGCAUCACCGGACACGUUAGCUGCGAAGAUAUACUUGAUGUUGUGUUCAAAGAUUUUUGUAUUGGAAAGUGACUUGACAAUAGUUUGUACCUUCUAGGCUCAAGGACUGCAAAGUACUGCCCGUUGAGUAUUUAAUAAAGCCAUAUUUUAUUUUAUGAGUAA